Molecule: messenger RNA, 3220 nt
Organism: Gavialis gangeticus (Gharial)
Lineage: Eukaryota; Metazoa; Chordata; Crocodylia; Gavialidae
Gene: TICAM2
Product: toll like receptor adaptor molecule 2
Exons: 3
Coding region: 398-1084 (228 amino acids)
Biological process (GO): lipopolysaccharide-mediated signaling pathway; positive regulation of natural killer cell activation; TRIF-dependent toll-like receptor signaling pathway
Molecular function (GO): protein kinase binding
Source: RefSeq, a predicted model, not a curated record
CGCCUGCGCGGCGCGCACAGACACCGUCCACGGUCUGGUUCUCGUAGCAGAUGGUCAGCUCCACCUCUUCAUACUCCUAUUGUCAAGCCUUUUGAAGCACCGACCCCAGCCAGAAUUCCAGUAGGGGAUCUUCCCAGAGUUAACAGGGACAGAGGAAAAAUUGUAGAACUGUGGCCUCACAUCCUCUGUUGUUCAUAACCACAUCAGUCAAGAGGUCAGCAUCAAUCCCUGGAGUCAGUGGAAUUAAGUGUAAAACCAAAGUAAAUGAGAACAGCAUGACACUCUGUGUUCUAGGAACAGGAUCUACUGAUUUCACUCCCCUCUAUUCAUGGAAGCAGAAUGGAUCGUCUUGGCUGUGAAUUAAUUCUAAUGGGAAGAUUAGAUGCCAAUCAUAUGAAUGCACCCUCUUUGGACAUUUCCAUUUAUCAUAAUGGGCAGCACUAACUCCAGACAAAAUCCUCCACCCCCAUCAAAUAACACCUACGGGGGUAAAAAUGUGGAUACAUGUCAGAGAGAUUCAAAACAAAAUUCUGAAUUGUAUGACCUGUCUGUUGAAAUAGAAGAGCCCUCCACAACUGCUUCAGAAAUCCCCAACAGUGAUGAAGAUCCUGAGGAUGUUUUUUACAAGUUUGUGAUUCUGCAUGCUGAGAAUGAUAUAGAUGAAGCCAUCCGAGUCCAGCACCUGCUACAAAAUAAAUUUUGUGUUAAACCUGGAAUAAUCUUUGCAGAAAUGCCUUGUGGGAGACAUGUCUUAGAAAACUUAAAUGAUGCUGUUAAUGGGUCAGCAUGGACUAUUAUAUUGUUGACAGAAAACUUCCUAAGUGAGGCUUGGGUUGAGUUUCAGUCUUAUACUUCCCUGAUCAACGCUCUUAACAAACGGCAUAAAUACAACUCUGUCAUACCAGUAAGGCCACUGAAUAAUCCACUUCCAAGGGAGAAGACUCCUUUGGUCCUGCAGACUAUUAAUGCACUGGAAGAAAACAGUCCUGGCUUUGCUAAACAAGUAGAGAAACUUUUCCAGGAGUCUAAAUAUAGACAACAGCAAGCAAUAUGGAAGACAGAGAAAAUGAAAGAGAGGCACUAGCUGUUGUUAUGGUAGAAGACACAUGCAAAGACAGAUACUUAGGCAACCAUUGUGGAACAGAAGGAAUAGAAUUUACUUUUAUUCUUAUCAGAUGAGUGAAUUUUUUUUUUAACAUAUUAGCCUACAUGAGUGGAAAAUUCUCUCACAAAGGCAUAUUUUCACCUGAGUGUUUUUCAGCGUUAUUAUCCAAACAGUUUGUUGUUACCUGUCCUGAUGUACUACUUCUCCCUAUCCCUGUCUGUUUUGUCUUUAUACUGUAAGGUCUGCCUUCCUGUAAGACUGUACAGUUCCUCGCACGUUGUAAUUACUACUGGAAGCAGCAUAGUACUAACAGCUGCCACUGACAGCCAAGAGAAAUAGUACAGGAUCAUAUCCCAUAAAGAGGCUUCUACUGUAACUGACCCAGAAAUAUACAUAAAUUAGAAGUACUAGCCACUGUGAUGGAACCAGAGAGGUACAUUUUGCAUUCUACAAAAUAUAUGCUGCCAAGUUAAAAAAUGGACAUCUCAAAGUAUUCAGACAUUCAGUGUUUAUCAUAUUUGCAGUUGUUAAAUAGCAGUUAUUUUUAGGUGCCUCUAGAACUCAUGUUAAAAUGGAUGUAAAAUUUAAUAUAACCAUUUUUUUUAAAUUACUCUGGAAGGGUUAUUUUGGUUUCUAAAGAAAAUGCAGAAAACUGGCAAACUGGUACAUAAAGAAGUUGACUGAUGACUACCUGACAAAUGUGUCUGCCUGGGAGUUAUGAUGGUACAGAUUUAAAAAAUUAGACUUUUUUGUUUGUCAUAGGCUCAGAGUCUGUACUGAUUCAUGUCCUACUUUUAUAUUAAACACAUUCCAGUGCUAGUAUAAUGUGCUGUACAACAAAGUAUUCAGAAACUUAGAUGACUAGUGUGCAAUUAAAGAUAGAAACUGAAAUGUUGCGGUGAGGGGGAUGAAAGUAGUAUUCUGUAUGGAAACAAGCCCAGCAAAGACCCCCUAUUACACUACUGUGGCCUGUCCUGUUUACCUGCAUUUGCAUCCUAAGGGCUUGUGUUCAACUUAUUGUUCUAUAUCCAGGCUCUUAGUGAGUGAAGGUAAAGCAGUUAAAAGAAUUAUGACUCUACUGCUAAUUAAGCAAUACAGAAGCACAAGUUGAGUAUAUGGGAUUAUGUUUAAAGUUGACUACAUAUUCCUGAUCCACAAGAGCUGAGGAGUUGUUGCCAUGACUAUUGCAUUUGUGCAGAAGAAUCUAUUUUGCUUGCAUGGAUCUUAAAGCACUCAGUAACCAUCAUCUGUGCCUUGUCUUCUUUCCACAGGUCCUGAAUGUCAUGUUGUAAUACUGCCUGUCUUGUUUUAAAAGAGGAGACAGUAUGAUCUGUACUAGCAGGAAUGAAAGAAGGGCAAAAGAGGAAAGAUAUCAGGAACUUUUAGAAUAAGAUUGGUGUGUAUAAAAAGCCAUCCUCUUCCUGACAACAAACAAUACUCAAAAUCUAUGUUUAGAGAUAAGAUGGUACAGAUUACAACAUAGGUAACAAAUGCAAUGAUAAUAUUUAAAACAGAUGACUUAUUAACAUUUGAAAAUCGAUUAUGGAUAUGCCUGUGUAAGAGUGGAAGGAUGAUCUUGUGGUUAAAGACUGGGACAGAGUCAAUUCCUGGCUCUGCCACAUCUGCCUGUAUGACCUUGGUCAUAGGAGCAGAUUUUAAAAGGUGUCUAAGCACCUAAAGGAGUGCCCAGUGAAAUUUUCAAAAGCACCUAAGUGCCAAACUCCCAUUGAAAUAAAUAGUAGGUUUGAAGUGUUGUUGCAAUCAUGAUGGCCCAUUGAAAUGCAUGCAGUUUCCCCAUUAGACACUUAUCUCCAUGUUCAGGCACUUAGAUACCUUUAAAAAUCUGGUUGUUGGCUCCUGUGGCUCAGAUUUUUAUCUCUUAGGUAGGAAUCGUACUUUCUACUUCAGAGGCUUUGUAAUGCUAUGUGGACUAUUAUGCAUAAAGUUCUUCUCUGAUGGAUGAUACACAAAUGGAAUUUGGCAGUCAAGUAUUUAGUGUGUAUAAUUAUAUAUUUUAACUGUCUCUUGCAUAGAUUCUAACUGAUAGAUUUUAAUUUUCCUAUGCAGUGCCUGUUAAUACUGACAUCAUAAUACUAAAACGCUAAUUAAUCACAA